Messenger RNA from Priapulus caudatus, 1161 nucleotides. RefSeq names its product mitochondrial GTPase 1-like. The transcript has 10 exons. The record is from RefSeq and is a predicted model, not a curated record. Bases 33 to 938 code for a protein of 301 amino acids. Gene Ontology annotation, molecular function: GTPase activity; GTP binding. NCBI's taxonomy places the organism in Eukaryota, Metazoa, Priapulida, Priapulimorpha, Priapulimorphida, Priapulidae. Gene Ontology annotation, cellular component: mitochondrion.
UUUAACUAAUAUUUUUUACUCGGCUAAAAAGAAUGCAGGCUGUAAUGAAGAAUGUUGAUUGCAUCAUUGAAGUUCAUGAUUCAAGAAUUCCAUUCUCUGGUAGAAAUUCCGAGUUUGAGUAUACAAUUGGUGGAAGACCAAAGAUACUUAUACUAAACAAGGCUGACUUAGCAGAUAUGUCAUGCAGAAAGCAGGUUGUGGACAAGUUGAAAAGAGAUGGUUGUUCAAGGGUUUUGUUUUCUGAUUGUAAGCAUGACUCAACUAACAUCAUCAAAAAGAUUUUGCCAAGUAUACAAGAAUUAAUCCACGACGCAGGCAGAUAUCACAGAGCAGAGAACAGAGAUUACAAUGUUCUCGUGUGCGGAGUUCCUAAUGUUGGCAAGUCAUCACUGACGAAUGCAAUACGGCACAAAUACUUGAGAGCUGGAAAGGCUACCCAAGUAGGUCCAACUGCAGGAGUUACCAGAAGUGUACUAGAAAAAAUUAGGGUCUGUGAUGAGCCAUUGACGUACAUUCUAGAUACCCCUGGAGUUCUGGCCCCCAAUGUAAGGAAUGUGGAAGUUGGAAUGAAACUGGCACUAUGCGCCACACUGCAAGAUCAUCUGGUUGGAGAAACAAUUAUUGCUGACUACUUGCUGUACUGGAUGAAUAGACACAGGAGAUUCGAGUACGUCGAGCACUUUGGUUUGAAGGAGCCCACGGAUAACAUCACAGAACUGCUCGUGCCGAUUGCAAUACACAGCAACAAGAUACAGAAGAUACGAACGUCUGAAGGACGCUACGAAUACAAGCCGAACAUCUCGCAGGCGGCCAGGGUGGUUAUGGCGGCAUUCAGAACGGGAAAGCUCGGCAAGUUUAUGCUCGACGAUGACGCGCUUGACUCCUUAUCGGAACCAGCGGUGGCAGACAAUGCGGGAGACGCGAGGCACCGUAGCUGACAGGUAUACGCGGCCACGGCGCCAGUAGCAGGCUGCAGCUACGUACAUGCUUCAGACACGUGACAGGCAACCGUGAAAUGUACAACGCGGCGUGAUUACGCCUGGACUUGUGGAACGAGCCCGUUUUCACAAACUCGUAUAUUCUUACAGAGAUAUUCCUGUAGAUAAAAUGAGAGUAGUGUAAAUAAAGAGGCAUUGAAAUGCUUGGUAUAAUGACUGAUAA